CUGAAGCAAUCAUGUGCGUGACGUAUAGGUAUCAACCGAUUCGAUGAUUACUCAUUCGCUCAUCAAAAUCGCGAUGAUUUUGAAUAUAUGAAGGUGUCACACUACUAGUAGUACUACCAGUGAAUUACUUUAUCAAUAAAUUUUAGUGGGUGAUGAUAUGAGACCUGUUAUGGCUCAUGCCUAGCCAUAGGGACUGUAGAAUGGUGAUGUAGAAGAAGUGAUGAAGUUGGCUAGGUGAUGAGGCAAUGAAGUGGUGCGCGGUGGUGGCGAUUAUCCUGGGGCUGAUGGUCCUAGGUGCGCUUGGUUGUGGUCCGGGUCGUGGUACCGGUAGACGCAGGGGUCCCAGGAAACUUACCCCUUUGGUGUUUAAGCAGCACGUGCCUAACGUACCGGAACAUACGCGUACCGCGAGCGGAGCUACCGAGGGCCGUGUUGGACGUAAUGAUUCCCGGUUCAGGGAUCUGGAACCUAAUUACAGUCCGGACAUUAUUUUUAGGGACGAGGAAGGAUCUGGGGCUGAUAGACUUAUGACUGGGCGUUGCAAAGAAAAACUGAACACCCUAGCUAUCUCAGUCAUGAACCAAUGGCCAGGAACCAAAUUGUUAGUGAUAGAAGGUUGGGAAGAUGAAGAAGAACAUGCUCCAGAUUCUCUUCAUUACGAAGGACGCGCAGUAGACAUCACCACGUCAGAUAAAGAAAAAUCCAAAUUGGGAAUGCUGGCCAGACUGGCUGUAGAAGCUGGAUUUGAUUGGGUCUUUUACGAAAGCAAGACUCACAUACAUUGUUCUGUGAAAUCAGAAUCAUCACAAGCAGCAAAAUAUGGUGGUUGUUUCACUGGCGAAAGUACAGUACUAACGUCAACCGGUGUACGACGCCAACUCUCAGAACUCCACGUGGGAGAAAAAAUCCUUUCACACGAUCCAGCCACCCAAAAAUUAGUAUUUAGUGAAGUGAUCCUGUUCCUAGAUUACAAUCCGUCACAAAGACGCGAGUUCCUCAAUUUCCAUUUGAAAUCCGGUAGAACUUUAACGGUGACAUCAAAUCACUUAAUCACAUUAAAAGACGGUCGGACAGUAUAUGCUAAAUCACUCAAAAUUGGUGAUAAUUUAUUAGUUAGUGAUGAUAAAAACUCUUUAAGUAAAGACACUAUAGAACAAAUUAAAACAGUGUUUCGAACAGGCGUGUUCGCGCCUUUAACCAAAGUUGGCACGGUUGUUGUAAAUGAAGUAGUAGCUUCUUGCUAUGCCACCGUUGAUAGUCAAACUUUGGCUCAUUGGGCUUUUAUGCCUUUGCGCUUAGUUUGGAAUGUUAAACUAGGUAUACAUAGGUUUUGGGUUCUUUUAAAUAACCCAUUGCAUGGCUGGAUGGUACCAAUUAAUGAAAUUAGAAAAGAAUUGCCAGCUGAAGGGGUGCAUUGGUACGCCAAUGUGUUAUAUGCUACUGCGAAUUAUUUAAUUCCAACACACAUACAUGAUGACUAA
Ceutorhynchus assimilis (cabbage seed weevil) is the source of this 1481-nucleotide messenger RNA. NCBI's taxonomy places the organism in Eukaryota, Metazoa, Arthropoda, Insecta, Coleoptera, Curculionidae. The record is from the annotation of a GenBank genome assembly.